CAGAGAGGGAGUCAGUAGGGCGUCAACGUUCUUUUGAAUAUGUCCGCUUAAGUUGCGCCUAGUUUGCUUAGUCCUAACAGUGUGAAAACAACCAUGAAUUUGCUGCUGCUUGCUGUGGCCACAGCAGCUCUGCUGGCGGUGGCCGGUGGCCAGGACUUGGGCCGUUUACCGGACGACAUUAGAGGCCUCAGGCCGGGGGAGGACAAGACGUGGCAGUUUAGAAAUAGACUGCGCUACAACAAACGUUAUGAUCACCCGACGCACAUGGUGCUGUGUCCGCGCACACUGCGACCCGCCUCCGUGUACAGGUGUGUCGUGUCCAUCCUGCACCUCGACAUUACAGUACACGUACGCACCAGUAUACAGAUGGACGGAGUGGAGAUAGCGGCCGCCAAAGCGCAGGUCAUCAAGGGCUACCCUCAGAUGAUGCUCAUGAGGAUGAUGCUCAUGAGGGUAAGUGGGUCAAGGGCUACCNGCAGGCCGGUCUACACGGGGGACCAGAUAGUUCGGUUCCGCAUCAUCCUGCUGACGACGGAGCAGAAGCCCUACGACGACCCCGUCGACGUCUACAUCCUGGACCCCGACGGGUACGCCAUGCGGCGGUGGCCCUCGCAGCCCACCAACGUGGGUGUGGUGUCCAUGUCCUUCAAGCUGCCCUUCCUCCCUAAGGAGGGCUGGUGGACCAUCAGGGCGCUGGUCAAUGGACAGAUCAAGGACCAUAAGAUACGCGUCACUAAGUGGUACACGCCUAGGUUUGAGACGAAGGUGUACAUGCAGAAGUACUUCCUGGAGACGGACGAGUUCGUCGUUGGGUCCAUCGAGGGCGAGUUCGCCAACGACAAAGGGGCCUUCGGCAACGCCACCAUCAGGCUGUACGGCCGCGCCCCUCCUGCCCUUAGGACAUGGACACUGGCGUCCACUCUGGACGUCGAGGUGUUUGACGGCGCGUACGACUACGAGCUCCCCAUGGAGGACGUGCGGCGCAUCAUCGGGGACACGUCGCAGGGGGGCGCCAUGAUCCGGGUGGAGGUGGGGGUGUCCUACCACGACGGGGAGCCUCUGAGCAGGGAGAAGCUCGCCACGUCCCGCCUCACCGUGCGGGCCGAGGCCGUCCUGGAGACCGGGGGCCGCGAGACCGUCCUCGAGAUCAUCAUCCCGCCUGCGUCUGAGGAGGCAGCUGAGACUCGCCUGCUAUCCCGCCUGCAGUAUGGCAACAAGUUCGACUAUGACUACGACUACGACAGCUCGCGUGCCCCAGUGGGGGGCGGUGGCACGGCGGGGGGCGACACGUCCCCCAACACGCCCCCCUACGGCAGCAGCAGACACGCCACGGACUUCACGACCCUGUUCAGGAUGCCGGAGCAGGAGCUCGUCAACAGGAAGCUCGAGAUAUUCCUGCGCAACGUCCAGUUCAAGAAGUACCGGGACCGCGGGGUGUUCGAGUUCGUGCUGACGGUACCACCUCUGACGUCGACCAUGACCUUCACAGCGCAGUACAGCGACGAGGAGGGUUCCGUGGCCGGGGCCACCGCGCAGGCCAUCGCACACUACUCCACCAGGAAGGAGUACCUGGCCGUGGAGACCUCCACCAAAGACGCCAAGGUCGGCGAGUUCGCCAUCUUCCACGUCAGGGCGAACUACCACCCGGAGUCCUUCCACUACAUCAUCAUGGCCAAGGAGCUUCUCCUCUACUCUUCCCUCGGGAUCUUCGGGUCGCACGAGGGCGGGUCCGUCAAGACCCUGGCCGUGCCCGUGAGCGCCGAGAUGGCGCCCUCCUUCAGGCUCGUCGUGUACGCCAUGGGGCACGGGCACGAGGUCGUGGCGGACAGCAUUACCGUGCCCGUGGACGGCAUAUCCCGCCAUAAUGUAACCCUGAUCCUGAACAAGGACAAGGACCACACCCUGCGCACCCUGGAGCUGGGGACCUUCAGCUCGGCCGGGGCCUUCUUCGGGAUGUCGGGGGCGCGGUCCUUCGGGUACGCCAUGCAGGCGGGCAACGAGCUGUCCCAUGCCUCGGUCAUGGCUGAACUAUAUGCCUUCACCAACCAUACCAGGUCUAUCCACCGGAUGCGGUGGCGGCACCGGGAAGGCCUGCAGCCCGACGAGAGCCUGUACUUCGUGGCCCACAACUACGGACCGGACGCGAACCGGACCUUCGGGUUCAGCGGACUCGUGAUAUUCACGGACGGACACGUGGGCACCCUGCCCGGGUACCGGGAUGCCCAGUGUGACGAGAGGCUGGGGUACCGGCCCUGUCUUACCGCUGGGUGCUACCCCCUGCAUGAGAAGUGCAACGGCAUCAGGUAUUGUGCGGACGGCUUUGACGAGUCGGACUGCGGUGCACAGACCGAAGACUUUUCGGAAGUCGAGUUCCGCGUGCACCAGUUUCUGUGGUUCGCUGACCUCUUUGACCCCGAAGAUGGGGACUGGAACUGGUUGGACUUCAACAUCGGGUACAAAGGGCACGAGAUGACCACCAUCGAGCUCAACAAAGUGAAUGACCCCUACAUCGUGAACGCCUUCAGCAUCAGCCCCGAGCACGGGUUCGGGCUCAUCCCCAAGGCCUUCGAGUUCAUGUCGCUGCCGCCCAUAUACAUCACGCUCGAGAUGCCUCAUACCUGUCGCCGCGGCGAACAGGUGGGGGUCAGGGUCAUGGUAUUCAACACGGUACCGCGGGAAUUUAUGAUCCUGCUGAUCCUGCACGGGUCGGAGGACUACGGGUUCGUGGAGGUCGAGGCUGAUGGGGAAGUGGACUUCUUCCGUCCCCGCGUCACCCGUGGGGACCACCAGCACCUCCUGUCCGUGGAUGGGGAGAGCUCCGUGGAGGUCAUCUUCCCCAUCGUGGCCCUGGUGGACCAGGGGGAUGUGGAGGUCGAGGUGUCUGCCGUCACGCAAGUGGGGAGGGACAGUGAGAGCGCCACGCUCACUAUAGAGGGGCACCUCGCCAUCUCCGGGGACAUCGUGGGGCCUACCUUCCCUUAUGGUGAGGCCACGUGA
Molecule: messenger RNA, 2997 nt
Organism: Hyalella azteca
Lineage: Eukaryota; Metazoa; Arthropoda; Malacostraca; Amphipoda; Hyalellidae
Exons: 22
Coding region: 94-2997 (967 amino acids)
Molecular function (GO): endopeptidase inhibitor activity; protein binding
Source: RefSeq, a predicted model, not a curated record